This is a messenger RNA of Sapajus apella (tufted capuchin), 3671 nucleotides long. RefSeq names its product collagen type IX alpha 1 chain (gene COL9A1). The record is from RefSeq and is a predicted model, not a curated record. The coding region runs from base 155 to 2920 and encodes 921 amino acids. The transcript has 38 exons. NCBI's taxonomy places the organism in Eukaryota, Metazoa, Chordata, Mammalia, Primates, Cebidae.
UUGCUUUUAGCCCUCACCAGGGCAGGAAGGACCAAGGCUGGGCCCAGAACUCAUACUCCUAGGGUGACUGUGAAGGGGUCGUGAGGGAGCAGUGACUCCCUUCCAACCCCUUCUUCAUAAGGACUGUUGGCAACCAAAGAAAUCAACUGGGAAAAUGAAGACCUGCUGGAAAAUUCCAGUUUUCUUCUUUGUGUGCAGUUUCCUGGAACCCUGGGCAUCUGCAGCUGUCAAGCGUCGCCCCAGAGACCCUGUCAAUUCCAGUUCUAAUGGUGGAGAUGAACUCUGUCCAAAGAUCAGGAUUGGCCAAGAUGACUUACCAGGGUUUGAUCUGAUCUCUCAGUUCCAGGUAGAUAAAGCAGCAUCUAGAAGAGCUAUCCAGAGGGUAGUGGGAUCAACUACAUUACAGGUGGCUUACAAAUUGGGAAACAAUGCAGACUUCAGGAUUCCAACUAGGAAUUUAUAUCCCAGUGGACUGCCUGAAGAAUAUUCCUUCUUGACAACAUUUCGGAUGACUGGAAGCACACUCAAAAAGAACUGGAGCAUUUGGCAGAUUCAGGAUUCCUCUGGGAAGGAGCAAGUUGGCAUAAAGAUUAACGGCCAAACACAAUCUGUUGCAUUUUCAUACAAGGGACUGGAUGGAAGUCUCCAAACAGCAGCCUUUUCGAAUUUGCCCUCCUUGUUUGAUUCCCAGUGGCAUAAGAUCAUGAUUGGUGUGGAGAGAAGUAGUGCUACUCUUUUUGUUGACUGCAACAGGAUUGAAUCUUUACCUAUAAAGCCAAGAGGCCCAAUUGACAUCAGCGGCUCUGCUGUGCUGGGUAAACUUGCAGAUAAUCCUCAAGUUUCUGUUCCAUUUGAACUUCAGUGGAUGCUGAUCCAUUGUGACCCCCAGCGGCCUAGGAGAGAAACUUGCCAUGAGCUGCCAGCCAGAAUAACGCCCAGCCAGACCACUGACGAGAGAGGUCCCCCGGGUGAGCAGGGUCCUCCUGGGCCUCCGGGCCCCCCUGGAGUUCCCGGCAUCGAUGGCAUCGACGGUGACCGAGGUCCUAAGGGUCCCCCGGGCCCACCGGGUCCUGCAGGUGAACCGGGAAAACCAGGAGCUCCAGGCAAGCCCGGCAUACCCGGCGCUGAUGGAUUAACAGGACCUGAUGGAUCCCCUGGCUCUGUGGGACCAAAGGGACAAAAAGGAGAACCUGGUGUGCCUGGCUCUCGUGGAUUUCCAGGCCGUGGUAUUCCUGGGCCCCCUGGUCCUCCUGGGACAACAGGACUCCCUGGAGAGCUUGGCCAUGUAGGACCUGUUGGUGACCCUGGGAGAAGAGGAUCACCUGGACCCCCUGGACCCCCAGGACCCAGUGGAACAAUUGGCUUUCAUGAUGGAGAUCCACUGUGUCCCAAUUCCUGUCCACCAGGUCGCUCAGGAUAUCCAGGCCUACCAGGCAUGAGGGGUCAUAAAGGGGCUAAAGGAGAAAUUGGUGAACCAGGAAGACAAGGACACAAGGGUGAAGAAGGUGACCAGGGAGAACUGGGAGAAGUCGGAGCUCAAGGACCUCCAGGAGCCCAGGGUUUGCGAGGCAUCACUGGCAUAGUUGGAGACAAAGGGGAAAAAGGUGCUCGGGGCUUAGAUGGUGAACCUGGGCCUCAGGGUAUUCCUGGUGCACCUGGUGAUCAAGGACAGCGAGGACCUCCAGGGGAAGCAGGUCCCAAAGGAAAUAGGGGGGUUCAAGGUGUUAGAGGAAUUCCUGGUCUCCCUGGGCCCAAAGGAGACACGGGCUUGGCAGGUGUGGAUGGCCGUGAUGGGAUCCCUGGAAUGCCUGGAACAAAGGGUGAACCAGGAAAACCUGGGCCUCCUGGUGAUGCAGGAUUGCAGGGGUUACCAGGUGUACCUGGAAUUCCUGGUGCAAAAGGUGUUGCUGGUGAAAAGGGUAGCACAGGUGCUCCAGGGAAGCCUGGUCAGAUGGGAAAUUCAGGCAAACCGGGCCAACAAGGGCCUCCAGGAGAGGUGGGACCCCGAGGACCCCGGGGACUUCCUGGCAGUAGAGGAGAAAUGGGACCAGUGGGAUCCCCAGGCCUACCAGGUAAACUGGGCUCUCUGGGUAGCCCUGGCCUCCCUGGCUUGCCUGGGCCCCCUGGACUUCCUGGAAUGAAAGGUGACAGGGGAAUAGUCGGUGAACCAGGUCCAAAAGGUGAACAGGGUGCCUCUGGUGAAGAAGGUGAAGCAGGAGAAAGGGGAGAACUUGGAGAUAUUGGAUUACCUGGCCCAAAGGGAUCUGCAGGUAAUCCUGGGGAACCUGGCUUGCGAGGGCCUGAAGGAAGUCGGGGGCUUCCUGGAGUGGAAGGACCAAGAGGACCCCCUGGACCCCGGGGUGUGCAGGGAGAACAGGGUGCCACUGGCCUUCCUGGUGUCCAGGGCCCUCCGGGUAGAGCACCGACAGAUCAUCACAUUAAGCAGGUUUGCAUGAGAGUCAUACAAGAGCAUUUUGCUGAGAUGGCUGCUAGUCUCAAGCGUCCAGACUCAGGUGCCUCGGGGCUUCCUGGAAGGCCUGGCCCUCCUGGUCCUCCUGGCCCUCCUGGAGAGAAUGGUUUCCCAGGCCAGAUGGGAAUUCGUGGCCUUCCCGGCCUUAAAGGGCCCCCAGGUGCUCUUGGUUUGAGGGGACCUAAAGGUGACUUGGGAGAAAAAGGGGAACCUGGCCCUCCAGGAAGAGGUCCCAAAGGUUUGCCGGGAGCUAUAGGUCUCCCAGGUGACCCAGGCCCUGCCAGCUAUGGAAGAAAUGGCCAGGAUGGUGAGCGAGGCCCCCCCGGGGUGGCAGGAAUUCCUGGCGUGCCUGGACCCCCAGGACCUCCUGGGCUUCCUGGUUUCUGUGAGCCAGCCUCCUGCACCAUGCAGGCUGGUCAGCGAGCAUUUAGCAAAGGGCCUGACCAGUGAAAGGCUUAGUGCUGCAUGGCUCUCUGCAUGAAUCACACCUGGUGAAGGAGCUUGGGGGAGAAAUACCACCCAAAGCUGGGGCAAAGAUGACGAUGUAUUACCUUCAGCAUGAUUACAGAAGUCCUACUUGACAAUCAGAUUUAAAAGAAAGGUGCUAUUCAAUAAGUUCUCUUUCCUUUCCUUGGAGGGAAGGAAGACAGCAGUCAUCAGUUAAAAAAAAGAAGAAAGAAAAAGAAAACCAAACACCUCCCUAGAAUAAAUUUAUACUCCUCUUCCCAGGAUCUUGAGCUUUAGUGUGCUAUACCUAUGUGUCUUAUCGUGGGCCACUGUGCCAAUAAACAAAAACAACUGUUUGGUUUACCUCAGUUGCAGUAGUUAUUUUCAUUUAGAUGUUGUUCUCAGAUUAUUGUUUCAGUUAUGUAGAGGAUUACUACACUAGUUAUGAAGAAACCCCACUACAUUCAAUGGAAUUGGUGCUUAAAAUCCCAUCAAUGUGCUGUCUCUGGAGUGAUAAGAAAGGGCUACAUUGCCCGAAAUGAUUUCCUUACGUCACAAAUUGGUUUUCUUCUUCAGCCUGAACUGUAUGUACUGUACCCCAAACCUGUUAAUAUUUUGAGCGCUUCUAUAUGAAAGCAAGGAAAGAAUUUUAAUACUCUGGCAUUCGUAAAUGUUAUUGAUGAGAUUAUUUAUUUUAAAGGUUUGAGGUAACAUCUCUGGUUGUACCAAAGAAGAAAUAAAUAUGGUUUCUUAA